Molecule: messenger RNA, 1354 nt
Organism: Ictidomys tridecemlineatus (thirteen-lined ground squirrel)
Lineage: Eukaryota; Metazoa; Chordata; Mammalia; Rodentia; Sciuridae
Gene: Clrn3
Product: clarin 3
Source: RefSeq, a predicted model, not a curated record
AUAAAUUAAUCGAAUGACUGAGGAAGUCCUUGGAGACUGUGCUACCCCUGUUCAUGCUGGUUGGCUGCAGCCAUGGUAACCUCUUACUUCAGACCAAAGUCCGGGCUCUGCUGAGCUUUAUGACCAGGCCCAGGGUUCAACGUCCAGCAGCACAACCUCCUUUGGGAGAGCGAGGUUUUCUAUUCCACAGCAAAUCAUUGGACUCCAUUUCUAACACUGGACUCCAAAUGAUAAGGUCCAUAAAUCUUAUAAGCAGAUCUUUAUUCUUUUACCCUAGGGAAAUUAUUUUCCUGAAAAAAUGCCGACUGCACAGAAAACCUUGAUGUUCUUGUCUGGCUUUCUCACGAGCCUGGGGUCUGUCAUUGUCAUCUGCUCGAUGCUGGGGACCCAAGCAUGGGUCACCAGUACAGUUGGCAUCACAGACUCCAUCUCCAACGGCAGCGUCACCAUCACCUAUGGUCUUUUUCGUGGUAGGAGCACUCAAGAAAUUGAUCAAGGACUUGCAGAACCAGACAAAGACUUUGAAGUUUUAGGGAUAUUGAACAAUUCUUCCCAAAAAACUCUGCAUUUGGUGGCCAUCCUGUUCCUGGUCCUCAGCUUGUCCACUGCGCUGCUGAGUUCGGGCUUUACCUUCUACAACAGCAUCAGCAACCCCUACCAGACGUUCCUGGGCCCGACAGGGGUGUACACCUGGAAUGGACUUGGUGCAUCCUUCAUUCUCCUGACCAUGCUGCUGUUUGUGGGGAACACACAGUCCAACCGUCUCUCCGGGGAACUGCUGGAGCAGCUUUACCCAACAGUCACUAGUGGAGGAACGACCCACAGCUACGGGUACUCAUUUUGGCUCAUCCUGCUGGUCAUUCUUCUCGAUAUCGUCACCGUGGUCAUCAUCAUUUUCUACCAGAAGGCCAGAUACCAGCAGAAGCAGGAGCAGAGAAAGCCCAUGGAGUAUGCUCCCAGAGACGGGAUUUUAUUCUGAGUUCUACUUGGGGUCACUUUGGCGUUGCGUCUGUUUGGUGGACGUCAGCUCCCCAAGCAGUGGCAGGCUUUGGACCAUCAGUAUGGAAAGAUGACUGCCAUCUGUGAUGACUUUUCUCUCCCCGGACACCGUGUUCUUCACAGAGACCAUCGCCUGGGAAGGGGUGGGGAGGAGGAGUGGGGAGGCCGUGUCUAGGCAGUGCUCACUGCUGCGGAGGGUCAGGAGCCGGUGGCCUUCCCACCAUUUGAAACAGGAAAGGUCCCACACCUUCCCUCUGACUGGCCAGGAGCACUCUAGCACCUGUCACCUGCUGUCUGCAGGAGCAGGCAGGUGUUUUCAUUCUGCUCUAAGAAUAAAGACUUCCAGGUACAGAGA